This is a messenger RNA of Seriola aureovittata, 1384 nucleotides long. It is a transcript of the gene cibar1, whose product is annotated as CBY1 interacting BAR domain containing 1. Gene Ontology annotation, biological process: cilium assembly. NCBI's taxonomy places the organism in Eukaryota, Metazoa, Chordata, Actinopteri, Carangiformes, Carangidae. Gene Ontology annotation, cellular component: ciliary transition zone; ciliary basal body. The record is from RefSeq and is a predicted model, not a curated record. The transcript is spliced from 8 exons. Bases 124 to 1062 code for a protein of 312 amino acids.
UCCAUGGAAACGACAGACUGGCGUGCUAGCCUGGAAGCGAGCAUAGUUAGCUAGCGUUGAUUUUGGAUGUAGAUAAACUUUGCUGUACACUGACUACAUUUGGUUUACUGCAUUUGGGUGAAGAUGAGUCGUACUCCUGAUGCAAGAGCGAGGGACAACCAGACAAGAAAGAUCCAGGAAAACAUCACCAAUGUGGAGAAACAUUUUGGAGAGAUGUGCCAACUGUUUGCUGCCUAUGUCCGUAAAACAGCCAGACUACGAGACAAGGCAGACCUCCUGGUCCGUGAAAUCGGCUUGUAUGCAGACACAGAAACACCAAACCUGAAGAGGGGUAUGAAGCAGUAUGCUGACCACCUGGCUAAGAUUCAAGACUACCGCCAAGCUGAGGUGGAAAGACUUGAAGCCAAAGUCAUAGAGCCAUUAAAAAGCUAUGGAGCUGUAGUGAAACGUAAAAGGGAGGAUCUGAAGACAACUCAAAGUGCCAGAGACAGAGAAGCCAAACAGAUGGCUCAGCUUGAGAGGACCAGACAAAGAAACCCCUCAGACAGGCAGAUCAUUUUUGAUAUGUUUUGUAGUAUGUUGCACUGUCUUUUGUUUUGCCAUCAGGCUGAAAGUGAGCUCCAGAGAGCCACCAUGGAUGCCACACGGACCACCAGGCAGCUGGAGGAGACCAUAGACGAGUUUGAGAAGCAGAAGAUCCGUGACAUCAAGAAAAUAUUUGGUGAGUUUUUGACAGUGGAGAUGUCAUUCCAUGCUAAGGCCUUGGAGGUAUACACCUUGGCCUACCAGAACAUUCAUAGUGUGGAUGAGGAGGAAGACCUGGAGGUGUUCAGGAGUUCGCUGCACCCCCCUGACUACCAGUCACGAUUAGACAUAGUGCGAGCUAAUUCCAAAACCUCGCUCGAUCGGACCGGGUCUUUCCUGAGUACAUCAGGGACCUUGCAGCAACAAAGAGCUUGUAGUCGGCAGACAAGAGAAGAGGAGGAGGACGAGGAUGAAGAGGAAUUUGAAGAGGAGGAGGAUGAUGAAGACGAAGAUGAGGACACAGAUGAUGAAAAUUAAAUUCUCUUAAAUUGUGUAAUUUUGUGUUUGUCUGUAUGGAACAAAGAGGAUAUGAAAAUAAUGUAUUAACUGUUUUAUACUGUUGUAAAAGAAAAGCUGUGUCAUUGCCAAACUCAUUUCCCUCACAGGUGGUCUGAGCAGUAUUGUAGUUGCGAUGUACUGUAGUCAUGUGAUGCUUUGCAAGAGAGCAUGCUGUUCUUUACUACCGUUUGUCUUUAAAAUUCUAACCAACUUCUGUCUUUUCUAUAUUUUUAUAUCAUGCACAAUGCCAAAAUGUGCAUUAUAUGUUCACUCGUCUUUAUGAAUAAAAACAAAAAAUCAA